This is a messenger RNA of Lingula anatina, 1931 nucleotides long. RefSeq lists its product as uncharacterized. The record is from RefSeq and is a predicted model, not a curated record. Lineage: Eukaryota; Metazoa; Brachiopoda; Lingulata; Lingulida; Lingulidae.
CGCAGACGACAUCAGAGCUGGAGGAGUGAACGGACGUCUCCCACAAGGACUGUGAGAAAAGUGAUCAAAGCGAUCGUAAGAUGCCAAAGGAGGCACUUCCCAAUAAAGAAUGGAGGCGGCGCCUGAAAUUAUUUGCAGAAAAUGGAACAUGGAAAAAAGAUUUUGGAGUGAAACCAGGCCCAAGAUCCAAGUUUUACAGUGUUUUCUGUAAAAUAGAAAAAUGUCCAAUGCUUGGACACAAAGGCCAGCAGCGGCUUUUGAAGCAGGAUUGUAUUUGUGGUUAUCACCAGAAACCUAGCAGUUUGGAUCCCACCAGUCCAGAUCUCAGAGCCCAGGUUGUGAAAACUUCAAUUCCAGCUGCUCUUGGGAAACCUAGCAGUUUGGAUCCUACCAGUGACAGUCCGGAUGUCAGAGGUCAGGUUAUGAAAAGUUCAAGUUCAGCUGCUCUUGGGAAACCUACUAGCAGUUUGGACCCCACCAGUUCACAUGUCAGAGCUGAGGUUGGGAAAAGUGCAAGUCAGGCUGCUCUUGCGGCACUCCUUCAAUAUGGGCCCAAAAGAUUUGUGAAACAACCAAUCAGACCAAACAUAGUCAAACGGAAAAUCAUUCAGCAUCCAAGCCAAGAAAGACCUAGCACUAGUACAGACAGCUCUACAGUGACACAGGCAGAAUCAUGUGAUCUACCAGGACUCUGGAAUGAUAACAUCCCAGCACAUGAGAGGAGGUGGAUAAAGAGGGCACUAUUCCAAACUGGUACAUCUGGCAAAGCAGAGUUAGUGGACAAUCUGCAACUCUGGUACAACCCCCCUCAGCCUCUGCCAGUGUACCACAACCCUCCCAAUCCUGACCGCUUUUUCAGCAGACCUAUUAUGGUUUGGAUGCCAUAUAGGCUUUGGCGUGUACGACUGCAGUGUCCGAAGGAAGAGUGUGGUGGCCACCACUUAACUGGAGCUGGUCUCCACAGGAGAGCACGCCAAGUGCUUGAUGUGGAUGGCUACUAUUACUUGGUGACGGAGACGUUGACUUGUAGCCGGUGCCGUACACCAUACCUGUCCUGGAAUGAUGUUGUCCUCAACCAGUUAGACAUUGGCCACAGAGGGCAAUUCCGCAUAAUAAUGACCACCAAGUAUGCAUGUGACAUCAGAGUCAUCCGACUGCUGAGAGAGCGCACAAUAGGGAACAGUCCAACCCGCCUCAUAAAGCAGCUGAUGGAGCAGCAUACUGAAGAGUGGCUUCAGAAAACAAUUCAGUAUCUGACUGAAUGUAACCCUUUUGUUGGUUUGACUGGAGUCCAGCUCAGGGCAUUCCAAGACCCCCCAUCCCCAGCUGUAGUACCGACAGUGAGGUGGCUUCUCAGUGUGUAUGGGAAAGACAUCAUGACCCGUGUUGAUGAAGUCAAAGCUUCUAUCACUACUACAUUUGGAUCCAUUCUCGCAAUGGAUUCCACUAGGAAGAUCACAAAGAAGCUGGCAGGACAUGUCUCAAAGACAGCGCAGUGGCUAACUUCUAUCAAUAAUGAGAAGGGGGAGAUACUGGUCAGUGUCCUCACUGCAUCAGAAGGUCAUGGACUAGACAUCAUGGCCCAGGGUCUGAUGAAGAGGUAUCGUGAUGCUAGCGUCACACCUCCCAAGCUCAUCUACGUUGACAAUGGGUGUUGUGCAGAAGGUGGCAAGAAGACCAGCCUCCAGAUGCGGUUUGCACAGUGGCCAGGUCUGCAGGUUCGCCAUGCAGACCAGCUGCCUGGAUAUCAGCAUGUGGAUAAGUUGACCAGCUACCUCGUUGAAGUUGAGCAAAACAUGCCUGAAAGUGGGUCAUCAUCUAGGGCGAGGUUAACCUGUGCAAAUGCAUGGGAAGUGGAUUCUCUACCAAGUCCCCUUUAUGCUGGAGGGCCUCCAUUCUACGUCCCGUUGUACGGCCCUGUUUGCGAGUAA